Messenger RNA from Clunio marinus, 1474 nucleotides. The record is from the annotation of a GenBank genome assembly. Lineage: Eukaryota; Metazoa; Arthropoda; Insecta; Diptera; Chironomidae.
AACAAUUUAUCACAAUUUAAUUUUGAUCAAUGACCAAAGAUUGUUAAAAUCAAUGAAAUAGCAUUAAGAAUUAGGCAUAGACAUGUUUACACAUUUCCUUUACACGGAAGUUGAUGACAACAAAGAACAAUGUUAUAAGAUAUCUUUUUAAUGGCUUUCUUCUCUUUUGUUUUUCUUUCAGUUGACGCUCUUAAAUGCUGGCGUUGUUCUUCGGAUUCAACUACAUCAGCUUUUUGUGAUGAUCCUUUCGAUCCAAGCAUUAUCAAUGAUCAACAACGAAGAUGGGCUUAUGUCGAUUGCAGUUUCCCUCCAACCACACAACAAAAUUUUGGAACUUAUCAACAGUCAUCACGACCAGUUUGCAAAAAGAUGAAGCAAUUGGUCAAUGACAAAGUGGUCGUUUCUAGAUCUUGCUCAUGGGAAGAUGUGAACGCGCCAGCUGAUAGUUGCAUGCGCACCCAAACGCCUUCAUAUAUUAAAACAGAGUUUUGUGAAACUUGUGGUCAUGAUGGUUGUAAUGGAGCUUCAACAUUUAGUGUAGCCACAAUUCUCGUUCUUAUACCAGCCGUCAUCGCAUAUUUUCUAGCAUUGUAAAGUCACCAUUUAAAUAAAAAUCAACCAACUUCAGAACUUUAUGAAUCUUCCUGUAUUUAUUUUAAAAAGCUUAUCCCAAAAACAUACAAAAAGAAACCUAAAGCUGCUUUGUAUGAUUCUGUACAUCAGCUUUUAAAAGAAUAGCAGAAAAAUGUCAAAAUUUGAUAUUUCCAACAUUAGUUGAAUAAUAUAUAAAUACAAAGAUUUGAAACUGAAAAUAUUGAAACACGUAGAUUUUAAUUAGAAUCCAUUUUGUCCUAUCCACAAUUACACAAAUACAAUCAAUAAAUAAAUAAAUUGAUGAUCACGAAAAUGCCUUCUGUACCAUUUAAAGAAAUCUUAUGAUGAUGUUUUCUUCAAAAAACCUUUUACCACAACUUUACUUAUAGUCUUGGAACUCUUUUUUUUAUUAAAUCGAUCACCAACUUUUUAUCAGAUAUUUAGAAAGUCAAAAUUUUAAGAUAUUUGGCAAACUUCUCCAAACUAAUUUAUUAUUGUAGUUUAUUGGGCAGGAUGCUAAUCGGAAGCUUCGUUGUUCAAUUUAUAAGGAGAUACAAAAUGCAAAAAUAUGUAUUUAACAAAGCUUUUAGAAUCAUCAUACCGUUUAAAACUUACUGAAUAACAAGCAUUAAAUCUCACAAAUAGAUAAGCCUUCUAAAUAUUUUUAAGCACAUUAAACCAAUUGAUGUACGUUUAACCAUGAUUUUAAGUCUUUCGCUGAAAAAAUCUUGAAUAUCAUCUUACGAGAAAAAUUUUCAUAGAUUAUUGCGGAUUUUGUGUAAUUUUGUACAUAAGAGUGAAAGCAUUGUAAACAAGAAUUAAUAAAACAAUCAGCAUUACUUGACGUCAUAAAAACUUUAAUUUGUUUGAUUUGUCUGAC